Messenger RNA from Mustela lutreola (European mink), 2079 nucleotides. RefSeq names its product serine/threonine kinase 32C (gene STK32C). The transcript is spliced from 11 exons. Gene Ontology annotation, molecular function: ATP binding; G protein-coupled receptor kinase activity; G protein-coupled receptor binding. The record is from RefSeq and is a predicted model, not a curated record. The coding region runs from base 497 to 1603 and encodes 368 amino acids. Gene Ontology annotation, biological process: G protein-coupled receptor signaling pathway; protein phosphorylation; regulation of signal transduction. Lineage: Eukaryota; Metazoa; Chordata; Mammalia; Carnivora; Mustelidae.
CCGGGCCCCGGGCCCUGGGCCUCGGGCCCGGGGAGGUCCUGCUUCCCCGCGGCCCUUUCCGGCGGCCGGGGCGGCGGACGGCAGGGGCCGGGCCCAGCGCCCUCCCCGGGGGAGCCUGCGGGGUGCGCCCGGCCGCCCUCUCCGCUGCCGCCCCGGCCGCCCCCUCUCUGCCCCGGGCCGCCCCCGCCGUGUCCCCAGCACCAGCCCAGCUCUCGGCGCCCUUGGCUGACCUUGGCUGACCUGUAACUAACUAGUACGUUCAAGGCGGUUCUGGCGAAGAUCCUCGACCCGCCCGCAAUCGGACUCGGACGCGCUCGCCCCGCCCCGGCCCGCCCCAGCGGCCGCGCUCCUUCCCGCCCUCGGCCCCCACCCUCGGCCAGGACGCCCGCGGUCCUCUCACUGGUUUUCCAUUGGAACUUCUACGGAAGUGUUGUCACCAUCAAGACACAGUCACGAACUUUGGGUGUGCAUCGUGCAGAAACGGGACACCGAGAAGAUGUACGCCAUGAAGUACAUGAACAAGCAGCAGUGCAUCGAGCGGGACGAGGUGCGCAACGUGUUCCGGGAGCUGGAGAUCCUGCAGGAGAUCGAGCACGUCUUCCUGGUCAACCUGUGGUACUCCUUCCAGGACGAGGAGGACAUGUUCAUGGUCGUGGACCUGCUCCUGGGCGGGGACUUGCGCUACCACCUGCAACAGAACGUCCAGUUCUCCGAGGACACGGUGAGGCUGUACAUCUGCGAGAUGGCACUGGCCCUCGACUACCUGCGCAGUCAGCACAUCAUCCACAGAGACGUCAAACCCGACAACAUCCUGCUGGACGAGCAAGGGCACGCACACCUGACCGACUUCAACAUCGCCACCAUCAUAAAGGAUGGGGAGCGGGCCACCGCACUCGCCGGGACAAAGCCGUACAUGGCUCCGGAAAUCUUCCAGUCCUUCGUCAGCGGUGGGAGCGGCUACUCCUUCGAGGUGGACUGGUGGUCAGUGGGGGUGCUGGCCUACGAGCUGCUGCGUGGAUGGAGGCCCUACGACAUCCACUCCAGCAACGCCGUGGAGUCCCUGGUGCAGCUGUUCAGCACGGCGAGCGUGCAGUACGUCCCCACCUGGUCUAAGGAGAUGGUGGGCCUGCUGCGCAAGCUCCUCACAGUGGACCCCAAGCACCGAGCGUCCAGCCUCCAGGACAUGCAGGCGGCCCCGUCCCUGGCCGGCGUGCUGUGGCAAGACCUGAGCGAGAAGAAGGUGGCGCCGGGCUUCGUGCCCAACAAAGGCCGCCUUCACUGUGACCCCACCUUCGAGCUGGAGGAGAUGAUCCUGGAGUCCAGGCCCUUGCACAAGAAGAAGAAGCGGCUGGCCAAGAACCGGUCCCGGGACAGCAGCCGGGACAGCUCGCAGUCGGAGAAUGACUACCUUCAGGACUGCCUUGAUGCGAUCCAGCAAGACUUUGUGAUUUUUAACAGAGAAAAGCUGAAGAGGAGCCAGGACCCUGCAAGCGAGCCCCUGCCCGUCCCCGAGUCUGGGGAUGCUGUGGAGGACCGGGAGGCCGUGCACCCUGUGCUGCCCAUGUGUGGCUCCCUCUGUCCCUCCCGCCUCAGCGAGAGUUAAUGCUGCUUUGGAUACUCAGUCUGCCGGGACGACAGGACAGGCGGCGGGCCGUGGCCCCACAUGGACGUUCCCAAGCAGGCAGCCUCGCUCCUCCCAGCACAGAGCCGGCUGGUGGCCCUGUUCCUCCCUGGUCCGGAUUUCCCUGGAGCUCACGUGCUGGCUCUCGGCGGCACCGGGCAUGCGGAGGCUGUCAGUGUGGCCAAGGGCUGCACCAGGAGGCUGAGUGCCCCCCUCCCCGGAGGCUCUGUUCCCUGCAGUUGUGGCCUGUGGCCUCUCCUGGUGGCUCCCUGACCUGCUUCCCCUGACCCAUUCCCCCUGGUGGGCACCAGCCCUGCAGUGGCCACUGGACACCAUGCACAGGCCACCAGGGCCCACUCAGGCUUGCGUGUCCGGGGGGAGGUGAAGAUGUUUUUAUAGAUACUCCUGCCGUGUUUCUGUAGAUUUCUCACCUCUGAGCAUCACGACAUAAGAGCCAC